Molecule: messenger RNA, 1408 nt
Organism: Gavialis gangeticus (Gharial)
Lineage: Eukaryota; Metazoa; Chordata; Crocodylia; Gavialidae
Gene: UBE2Q1
Product: ubiquitin conjugating enzyme E2 Q1
Exons: 13
Source: RefSeq, a predicted model, not a curated record
CCCGGCGACCGCGCGGGGGGGUCUGGGGCGCGGGGGCCGCCGCCGGGGCCCGUCCACAUUCACUGCAACAUCACGGAGUCUUACCCAGCUGUUCCCCCCAUAUGGUCCGUGGAGUCCGAUGAUCCCAACCUGGCAGCUAUCCUGGAGAGGCUAGUGGAAGUCAGGAAAGGAAAUACCCUGCUCUUGCAGCACCUGAAACGGAUAAUCUCGGACCUGUGCAAACUCUACAACCUCCCACAGCAUCCAGAUGUUGAGAUGUUGGACCAGCCUCUACCGGCAGAACAGAGCACACAGGAAGAAGUGUCUUCUGAAGAGGAAGAUGAGGAAAUGCCAGAGGACACAGAGGACUUGGAUCACUACGAGAUGAAGGAGGAGGAGCCAGCCGAUGGGAAGAGGACAGAGGAUGAGGGCAUUGGCAAGGAGAACCUGGCCAUCCUGGAGAAGAUCAAAAAGAACCAGAGGCAAGAUUACUUAAAUGGUGCAGUGUCUGGGUCUGUGCAGGCCACUGACCGGCUAAUGAAGGAGCUCAGGGAUAUUUACCGAUCACCAAGUUUCAAGGGCGGGAACUAUGCAGUGGAACUCGUGAACGACAGCCUGUACGAUUGGAACGUCAAACUCCUGAAGGUUGACGAGGACAGCGCUUUGCACAAUGAUCUCCAGAUCCUCAAAGAGAAGGAAGGAACUGACUUCAUCCUGCUCAACUUCUCCUUUAAAGACAACUUUCCCUUUGACCCACCAUUUGUGAGGGUCGUGUCCCCUGUGCUCUCAGGGGGGUACGUUCUGGGUGGAGGUGCCAUCUGCAUGGAGCUGCUGACCAAACAGGGCUGGAGCAGUGCCUACUCCAUUGAGUCGGUGAUCAUGCAGAUCAGUGCCACGCUGGUGAAAGGGAAGGCGCGCGUGCAGUUCGGAGCCAAUAAGAAUCAGUACAGCCUGACCAGAGCACAGCAGUCCUACAAGUCCCUGGUGCAGAUCCAUGAAAAGAAUGGCUGGUACACACCGCCCAAGGAGGAUGGCUAGCGUGGCAGCCACCCAGGCAUCGCCGGACCACUUGACCUUGGAAUGCUGUACUUGGAUCUGCCAAUGCCUCUGGCUUUCUCCUGAGAUGUGAUGGCUCUGCCUGUUGCAGGACAAUAGCGGCUGCGAUAAACUCUAAGGAAUGAGCCGUGUGUGCAGUUGGACUGACCCGAAACACUCGCUGGACCCUCGCUAGCAGCAUUCUUAUUAAAACAAACUCUGAGCCUCUUGUAUCGCUGGCCACUUCCCGCUCUGCUCUGGUUUAGAGCAUCUCCUUACCUAUGCUAUGGAUUUAAUUUAUUUUCUUAUUUCAUGUACACUGCUUUGUUUGUUCCAGUGUCAGGCUGUGCAGGAAGGGAUCUCUGGAGACCAUUACAGUUUGGUAAUUUGAAGA